This is a messenger RNA of Rosa chinensis, 2151 nucleotides long. RefSeq names its product 187-kDa microtubule-associated protein AIR9. The coding region runs from base 935 to 1933 and encodes 332 amino acids. Gene Ontology annotation, cellular component: plasmodesma; plasma membrane. The record is from RefSeq and is a predicted model, not a curated record. NCBI's taxonomy places the organism in Eukaryota, Viridiplantae, Streptophyta, Magnoliopsida, Rosales, Rosaceae. The transcript is spliced from 15 exons.
CCACACUGAAACUCUCUCGACAAAACGAAAUGAAACUCAGUCCUCUCAGACACACCCUAAAUCUCGGUCCGCUCUCAGUCUCAAUCCCGCUCUCACAAACCCUAAGUCUAUUUGGAUCUCAAUCUCAAUCUCAAUCCCGCAGCUCGGGAUUUCACUCUCUCUCGCCUCACCGACCUGUCACUCAAGCCCCGCCACCCACAAUCACCACCGCUCUCUCGGUCUGCAACGAAGCACGCCAUGUCUUCAGAGAGCUCUCCUCCUCUGAUUGCAGCUCAGCUCAAUCACCUCGCUCUUCACUUCCCUCUGCUCACUAAGGUUAGAACAAUCAGGACAUGGCUGACACCGGUGACAAGAAGCCUAAUGCCAAUGCCAAGGUGAAAGUCAAGCAUGGAGGUGGUGGGGGGAAGACGAAGGAGGUGAAGAAAGAAACCGGCCUCGGUUUGACCAAGAAGAAGGAUGAGAAUUUUGGGGAGUGGUAUUCGGAGGUUGUUGUUUUCGGUGAGAUGAUUGAAUACUAUGACAUAUCUGGUUGUUAUAUUUUGAGGCCAUGGACAAUGGCAAUAUGGGAGACCAUGCAAGCAUUCUUCGAUGCAGAAAUAAAGAAAAUGAAGAUUAAAAAUUGCUACUUUCCUUUGUUCGUCUCCCCUGCUGUUCUGGAAAAAGAGAAGGAUCAUAUAGAGGGUUUGAAACUUUGAAGGAUCAUAUAACGGGUUUGCUGAUGAGAAUGUGAUUGGUGAAGGGGACAAGCUGAGAAGGAGUUCAAGGUUGAAGUGGAAGCAAUUGGUCGUGUUCGCAUAAGAAUUUAGUGAGGUUGCUUGGCUACUGUGCUGAAGGUGCUCACAGAUAUACACCAGUUCGUUCAGAUUCAGUGGUUGGUGAACUGAGGUUGUCUGAGCCAACUGACAUUAUUCUUCCAGAGCUUCCGAGACUAGAGAUGCUUGCUCUCACUGGAAAAGCAAUCGAAGGUGAUGUUCUUACCGUUGUUGAAGUGAUCCCAGAGAGUUUGACUCAACAGCUUGUUUGGCACAAGUACAAGCAAGAUGUCAGAUAUCAAUGGUUCUUUUCUUCAGCAGUGGGAGAUAAUAAGACCUUUGAACCAUUACCUGCUCAGCGUUCUUGCUCCUACAAGAUGCGAUUAGAGGACGUCGGGCGCUGUCUAAAAUGUGAGUGCAUUGUGACUGAUGUGUUUGGAAGGUCAGCUGAGCCUGCAUAUGCUGAAACUGGACCAAUACUACCAGGAAUUCCUAGAAUUGAUAAGCUGGAGAUCGAAGGGAGGGGUUUCCACACCAACUUAUAUGCUGUACGUGGCAUUUAUAGUGGAGGGAAGGAAGGCAAAAGUAGAAUACAGUGGCUCAGAUCAAUGGUUGGGAGUCCUGAUCUUAUCUCUAUACCCGGGGAGGUAGGGAGAAUGUAUGAAUCCAAUGUGGAUGAUGUAGGAUAUAGGCUUGUAGCCAUUUACACUCCUGUAAGAGAGGAUGGAGUGGAGGGGUCACCUGUUUCAGCAUCGACAAAGCCGAUUGCAGUCGAGCCUGAUGUUCUUAAAGAAGUGAAGCAGAAGCUUGAUCUCGGAUCAGUGAAAUUUGAGGCAUUGUGUGACAAGGAUCAAUCUACAAAAAAGACUACUGCAGUAGGAACUCUUGAGAGAAGAGCCCUUGAAGUCAAUAGAAAAAGAGUGAAGGUUAUAAAGCCUGGUUCCAAGACUUCUUUCCCGACUACUGAAAUUCGUGGAAACUAUGCACCUCCGUUUCAUGUGGAGCUGUUCCAAAAUGACCAGCAUCGUCUGAGAAUUGUAGUCGACAGUGAGAGUGAAGUAGACCUGAUGGUGCAGUCCAGGCACCUUAGAGAUGUUAUUAUGCUUGUGAUCAGAGGCUUUGCUCAGAGAUUCAAUAGUACAUCACUCAAUACUCUUCUCAAGAUAGAACAUAAUAUGUAAGGAACCUGUAUCAAUUUGUUCAUAUAUGUCAGUCUCCAUGUUUUUGAGUGAGCCAGUAAUCAGUCCCCACCCCGUAUUUAUCUAUCCCCUAUUUCCUUUAUCUUUCUGUGUAUGUAACCAAAAAAGAAAAAGAAAGAGCAGUUGAGGCAUUGCAGUGUCAGAGUGAUUGUACAUCAUUAUUGUAUCAAUGAGAAUAUCAUUAGUUGUGAUUGUGUAUC